CAACUUUCGCCUGUUGUUACGAACAGAACCCUACGAACCCCAAUCCAACCCGCAGAACUCAGAGAAAGAGAGUCGUAUGAGUCAGAUCCCCUAAUCCCAAAAAAAUCUGGGCUAAUUUUUGUGUUUGUUUUCUUGUUUUGAUCUGUUUUAAGUAAAGUUAUGGGUUUCUUGAUUGUCGAAACACAAGAUAAAGAAAUGUUUGAAGUGAAUGACCCAAAGAUAAAGCUGUUUGGGAAGACCAUUAAGCAGCUGCCGGAUAUUCCUCUUUUGGCGGCCGAUGGAGUAGGUGGGACCGAUCAAGUUCAAUCUUGUGAUGCUGCUGUUUGUGAUGGUUCAAUACAAGAUGGCCCUUGUUCAUCGAAUUCUAUAAUUGGAGAUAUAACUUCAGGUAUUGAUGCAGAAGAGGAAGAAUCAACAAAGGAUUUGUCUGGUCAUAAACAGGAGAAUAGUGAUCGGAAGGAUGGUACACAACCUUUGACGUCAGAGGAAUUAAAAGAUUCUAAUAUGACUCCUUUGGCUAAUGAUGAUUCAAAUGCAUUGUCUACUAAUAACGAUGCUGAAAGAAUGAAAACCUCAAAAACCGGAAACGACCCGCGUGACACAAGUACCUCUCACGAGAAGACACUAAAGAAGCCAGACAAGAUACUUCCAUGCCCUCGCUGUAAUAGUAUGGACACGAAGUUCUGUUACUUCAACAAUUACAAUGUUAAUCAACCUAGGCACUUCUGUAGGAAAUGUCAGAGAUACUGGACAGCUGGUGGGACCAUGAGGAACAUGCCGGUAGGUGCAGGUCGCCGUAAGAACAAGAAUGUGGCUGCUCAUUACCGUCAUCUAAUGGCCUCAGAAGCACUUCAGAAUGCACAAGCAAAUCUCUCAAAUGGAAUUCACGAGCCAACUCAGAAUGCCAGUGGCACUGUCAUCGCUUUUAGUUCGGAUGCACCCCAAUGCGAGUCGACUGCUUCUGGUUUGAGUGUUACAGAUAAAACAAUUCAAAACUGCUCACACAACAGGUUUCAAGAACCAAAAGAAAAGGGAAUUUCAAUAUCUCGUGGAAAUAAGGAUGAAGGGGAUGAUCACUCGAGUGGAUCGUCAGUCUCUGCUGCAAAUUCGAACAACGAGGUUGGUAAAACUGGGUUGCCCGACUCACAAAUGCAGAACUUUCAUAGCUUUACUCCUCAGGUGCCUAGCUUUUCUGGAGCCCCGUUCCCGUACGCAUGGAAUUCAAUUCAAUGGGGCGCUCAAGUGUCCCCCUCUGCUUUGGGACCUAUUAGUUUUCCUGUGCCAUUUUAUCCUACAGCACCAUUCUGGGGUUGCCCUGUACCUGGCCCAUGGAAUGUUUCUUGGGUGGUCCCACCUACUGCUUCCCAUAAUCACACACCACCGGGCUCUGGUCCUGAUUCCCCGACUUUGGGGAAGCAUUCACGGGACGACAACAUGCUAAAGCCAGCCAGCAACGACGAACAAAAGAAAAAGAGAGACAAUAAUUGUGAGAGAUGCUUGUGGGUUCCCAAAACAUUGCGAAUUGAUGACCCGGAAGAAGCUGCAAUGAGUUCCAUAUGGGCAACACUGGGUAUAAAAAAUGAAAGAGUUGGUUCCUUUGGUGGACGUGGCCUCUUCAAGGCCUUCAAUAGGGUAUCAAAAGAUGAUGAGAAGAAGACUCAUGUUUCAGAAACCGCUACAAUAUUACAAGCCAAUCCAGCAGCAUUGUCCAGGUCAUUGAACUUCCAUGAGAGCUCAUGAGCAGAUAAGUUCGGUAAAUCUUAAACUUUGGUGACAACAUGGAAAGUAUUCAAAGGAUAAUACCUUUCGCCCACAGGUAUGCUUUGUCUGGUCCGCUUUCUACUCCUUCAGUAGAACAUAUUCCUAAAGCACAGAAUAACUUGGAGAAGAUUGAGGAUACAUUUCAGCAAUUCUCCUAGGUGGAUGAUCAAGUAGGUGCCUUUUAUUUUAAAGAGAUGGUCUGGUGAGUUUUUAGUUCCUGUACAUGUAUAUGAAUAGUUAGAGCUUGAAAAUAGUGAGUUUUAUGUACCAAAUUCCAGACGCUGUAAUAUAAGUUGGGCAUACCAAGAGUUGUGUCUUUUUGGACAUGCCAUUCAGUUGGUGAUCUUAUCAGGAAAGGAAUUUUUCUCUAGUGAUUUUUAUA
Olea europaea var. sylvestris is the source of this 2143-nucleotide messenger RNA. RefSeq names its product cyclic dof factor 2-like. Lineage: Eukaryota; Viridiplantae; Streptophyta; Magnoliopsida; Lamiales; Oleaceae. The transcript has 2 exons. The record is from RefSeq and is a predicted model, not a curated record. Gene Ontology annotation, molecular function: DNA binding; DNA-binding transcription factor activity. Bases 160 to 1740 code for a protein of 526 amino acids. Gene Ontology annotation, biological process: regulation of DNA-templated transcription.